ACAGAGCCGAGAGUGUGGGACCGAAAGAGUCAGCUCAUCACUGUGGUGUUAGCGGCUUUGCACUGACUCCCCGAGCUCUCUGUAACACUUUACAUUCAUUAAUAAGAGAGAGAGAGAGAGAGGGAGGUGCGUUAACAGUCCCGCUCUGUCGGAGCUUUAUCACGUGACACCAGGCGGACGUAAACAAAAGAAAGGCGCUAACGCCGUUAGCUUUUCUCUUGUGUGCCUGAGCAGAGACUCUUCUGUUGUGUUGUUUUAUGUGAGCUGUGGCAGUAACAAUGCCUUCAGUUCAGUAUCUGAGAGAGUUUAUCAACGAGCGACUAACUGCUGCUGCUGAACAAAUAUUCUUGGAGUUUGAAAAAACGAUCGUCCAGUACGAGGAAGAGAUCGACCGUCAGCGCAGACUGCUGGAUAUCACCUGGAAACCCCAAAUCAAGCUGCACAGGACAGAACUCCCACAGCAGCCUGUCUGUAAGGACGAGGAGGUUCUCCCUGAGCGGCAGCUCUGGAACCAGGAGAGGAACUCUCUGCACCAGGAGGAACCAGAACUUCCACAUAUUAAAGAGGAACAGGAGGAACUCUGCACCAGUCAGGAGGGUGAGCAGGUUGGACUCAAGGAGGAGACUGAUACCUUUAUGGUGACUGCUGCUGAGGAAAGAGACCACCAUGACCCAGAAGCAAACAGUAACCAGCUCCCUUCUCAAACCUGUCCUAUAGAUGAGAGCCAAAAUCACAGAGGAAGUAGGAAUUUAGACUCAGGGACAAAUAGUAACUUAGAAAGUCAGAGUAAUUCUGACACAGGUAAAGAGUCUUUAACAUGUAAUCUUUGUGGAAAAUCCUUUAAGAAUAAGUACAAUAUGACUCGACAUCAGAGAAUCCACACAGGUGAGAAGCCAUAUUCUUGUGAAACGUGUGGGAAAAAGUUUGGUAUGUCAUCAAUACUUAAAGGCCAUUUGAUUACCCAUACAGGUGAGAAACCGUAUUCUUGUAAAAUAUGUGGGAAAACUUAUACGCGAAGCAGUGGUGUGACUGUACACAUGAGAAUGCAUACAGGUGAAAGACCGUACCAUUGUAAAACAUGCAGGAAAGUGUUCUCAAGUAGUAGUCAUUUAUCGGCAGACAGAAGAAUCCACACAGGUGAGAGACCGUAUAAUUGUAAAACAUGUGGGAAAAUGUUCAAAUCCAGCAGUCAUAUAUGGCGACACAUGAAAACGCACACGGGUGAGAGACCGUAUCAUUGCAAAACAUGUAGGAAAAUGUUCACAUCUAGCAGUCAUUUAUGGCGCCACAUGAAAACUCACACAGGUGACAAGUCGUAGUCUUGAAACAUUUAGAGAACAAUGUCCGAGAAGCCAAGCGUGGAAGAAUAUCUGAGAAUUUAUACAGGUUCACAGGAGUGCUUUCAGAGUUUAGAUACCUUUAAAUACCAUGUUUAUCAUGUAUAAGGCAGAUUUAACCCUGUAAGACCCAAUCCAUCAAAAAUAACCAGAAUAUGACCAGAAUAUGGGGGCUGAGAUGUUUAAUAACCCUUAUAACAAAA
This is a messenger RNA of Oreochromis niloticus (Nile tilapia), 1540 nucleotides long. Its product is annotated as zinc finger protein 570-like. The transcript is spliced from 2 exons. Gene Ontology annotation, molecular function: RNA polymerase II cis-regulatory region sequence-specific DNA binding; DNA-binding transcription factor activity, RNA polymerase II-specific. Lineage: Eukaryota; Metazoa; Chordata; Actinopteri; Cichliformes; Cichlidae. Gene Ontology annotation, biological process: regulation of transcription by RNA polymerase II. The record is from RefSeq and is a predicted model, not a curated record. The coding region runs from base 279 to 1319 and encodes 346 amino acids. Gene Ontology annotation, cellular component: nucleus.